AUGGCACCAGCAACAACCAACAACCACACCCACAGCAAGCCCCCAAAACCCAACUCCACAGUGACCACAACUACCAAAAAGCCCCUCGUCUGCUUCUCCUUCGCUGCCUACGCCAAGUCCCUCAUAAACCACCUCAAAUCUUCACCUCUCAACAUCCCAGUCGAGCAAGGCCUCACCGACCCAGAGCUCGCCUCCAUCGAAGCCACCUUCGACUUCGCCUUCCCGCCCGACCUCCGCGCCAUUCUCCAGGAAGGCCUCCCCGUGGGCCCCACCUUCCCCAACUGGCGUUCCUCCUCCCUCCAGCAGCUCCGCAUCCUCCUCAGCCUCCCGUCCUACAGCCUCCUCCGCCGAGUCUCUGGCGGAAGCUUCUGGUGCCAGUCGUGGGGCCCCAAGCCCCCUCCAGGCGAUCACGAUCAUGCUGACGUGGCCAAGCAGCUUCUGGAGAAAGCGCCGGUUCUCGUGCCGGUGCACCGGAACUGCUAUGUUCCGUCGAGGCCGGGCGUGGCGGGAAAUCCGGUUUUGUACGUUGACGCGGAGAACGUUACUGUUCUGAGUUGUGACGUCACCCGGUUUUUUUGUCAAGAGUUUGGGUUCGCACACGUGCCCUUGUGGGCCCCCAAGACGACUCGGUGGAUUGAUUUUUGGAGCGAGGUGGUGGCGCGUGGGGAGACGCGUGGGUGGUGGAGUGGGGAUGAGUGCUUGGGUGGGUGUUUGGAGGAGGUGUUUUGGAGGUUGAGGAAGGGCGGUUGGGAGGAGGAGGAGGUUAGGGAGAUGAUGAUGAUGGACGGCUGUGAUGGGAAGAUUGAGAAGAGCGGGCCCCACGUGAUGGGGGACAGCGAGAAUGAGACAAGUGUGAGGUGGCGCGUGAAGUUUCUGUCUGUGGUGUUGUUGCGUGGGGGUUGGACAAGGGAAGAUAUUGUUGGCUGUCUUGGUCUUGAGGACGAGUGCUUACGCGAUAACUCGCUAGUAGAUCCAUCAUCAUAUUAUAUUCACCUAUAG
Molecule: messenger RNA, 999 nt
Organism: Prunus armeniaca (apricot)
Lineage: Eukaryota; Viridiplantae; Streptophyta; Magnoliopsida; Rosales; Rosaceae
Source: the annotation of a GenBank genome assembly